Molecule: messenger RNA, 3603 nt
Organism: Glarea lozoyensis ATCC 20868
Lineage: Eukaryota; Fungi; Ascomycota; Leotiomycetes; Helotiales; Helotiaceae
Product: Protein kinase-like (PK-like)
Exons: 7
Coding region: 1-3603 (1200 amino acids)
Biological process (GO): signal transduction; fungal-type cell wall biogenesis; protein phosphorylation
Molecular function (GO): diacylglycerol-dependent serine/threonine kinase activity; ATP binding
Source: RefSeq, a predicted model, not a curated record
AUGAAUAAUGACGAUGAUGCCCUCACCUCGGUCUACAAGAAGAUCGAGCGCGAGAGGGCGCUCCUCAACGCCGCGAACCAGAUGAGGCAGCAAACACAAAAUGAACAGGUCAAGGCGAGAUUGGACACCCAGAUGCGGGAAGGCCGCCGAAAUAUCCAGUAUCUGGAGGAGCGAAUGCAAGAGCUACGGACGCGGAAGAUGGGUCAAGGAAUGGGCGAUAUGAAUCUAGGACCGGGCGGUCCAGGACCGUCUGGUAGAGCACCAGGCGCAGGAAUGCGAAAUGAUAGAGAUGCUCCUCCUACACCACCACCCAAAGACUCAAGAGGGAACUAUAUAGACCAACCGGGCGACAGAGGUGGUUAUGGGACUGAGGACUACAGUCAAAUCGGAGGGCAUGGAAACAUGAUGCCUCCAAGACACCCAUAUGCUCCCCCGGGACCUGGUUCCGCCAUGCCAAAAUCACGUCCGAAUUACACGAAGCUAGACCUCAUCAAGUACGAUACCCCCCAUUUGGGACCCCGCAUUCAAUUAAUGUUGUCGCAAUUGGAAUUCAAACUCAAUGUUGAAAAGCAAUACCUCAAAGGUAUUGAGAAAAUGGUUCAGCUAUACCAGAUGGAGGGCGACAGAAAAAGCAGAAAUGACGCCAACACACGUCUCAAGGAGAGCUCUCAGAAAAUCCAGCUUCUUAAGCAAGCGCUCAAAAGAUAUGAAGACUUACAUAUCGAUAUGGAAAGCAGUGCAGAUGCUCCAGACGAUGAUAGCAUCAAUACACCAAACAUGCGAAAACCAUUGACUGGACUUCUCACUAUCCGGGUUCAUGCCGUCAAAGAUGUGGAUCAUGCCACAACAAGUCGAUUCGCCCGUGGCCCUGAAACAUCGGUUUCCGUGAAAGUCGAAGACAACGUCGUAGCCCGUACAAGAGCAUCUCGUAACGAUAGAUGGGAGACCGAGAACUUCAACCUAGAAGUAGACAAGGCAAAUGAAAUUGAGAUUACCGUUUAUGAUAAACCUGGAGAGCACCCACUUCCGAUUGGGCUUUUAUGGAUCCGCAUAUCUGAUAUCGUGGAGGAGAUGCGUCGAAGAAAGAUCGAGGCCGAAAUAAACAGCUCCGGUUGGGUUUCCGCUGAUCGAAUGGCGGGCGGUGGCAUGCCAGGAGGGCCACCACCGUCGCAAUUUAAUAUGAGCCCAAGUCAACAGCAAUUUGGAGGGCAAACUCAAAUUGGAGGAGGAAUGGGAGCUAUGAAUGCUGGCGGCUUGGGGGGUCAAGCUCCAAUGGUUGCUGCUCAGCCAAUCGAUGCUUGGUUCGCGUUGGAGCCAACUGGAGCAGCCCAUCUUACAGUAGGAUUCCAGAAGCAGGCGAAGAACAGUCGGCCAUUCGACUUAGGACUAGGCCGAAAAGGAGCCAUCCGUCAACGUAAAGAAGAGGUUCAUGAGAUGUAUGGCCACAAAUUCGUCCAGCAACAAUUUUACAACAUCAUGCGUUGUGCUUUGUGCGGCGAAUUUCUCAAAUACUCUGCCGGCAUGCAAUGCGAGGACUGCAAAUAUACCUGCCAUACUAAGUGUUAUUCGAAGGUUGUUACGAAAUGUAUUAGCAAGUCUAACGCAGAUACCGAUCCUGAUGAGGAGAAAAUAAACCAUCGCAUACCACAUCGUUUCGAGAAAUUCUCCAAUAUGAGCGCAAACUGGUGUUGUCAUUGUGGAUACAUGUUACCCUUUGGCAAGAAGAACUCACGGAAGUGUUCUGAAUGCCAACUCACUUGCCAUGCGGGAUGUGUACAUUUAGUACCUGAUUUCUGCGGCAUGAAAAUGUCCGAUGCCAAUGUUAUUCUGCAAAACAUUCGAAAGACAGCCGACAUUCGCAGGAGUACACAGCCAUCACCCAUGAGCGAUCGUACACUGCGGCCAAUAUCUGGCAAAGGGCCAGAUGGGGGUCAGUCAGGGAACGUUCGCGCAUCGUACGGCUCUCCAGAAAGUGCUCGACCACCUCGCAGCCAGUCAUAUGGACCAUCUUCGCUGGAAGCUCAAGAAGCGGCUAAAACUAUGUACGCUCAACAACAGCAACAGCAACAACAAGGCCCCAUAUCACCUACACAGAGGCCAAUUGGUCCAGAUCGGACGGCAUCGUCGAGUGCCGCUGCGGCGGCGGCAGCUGCAAUGACGGGCUCCCGGCCACAGUCCUCCCAAAGAGAUCCAUACGUCCGUUCUUCUACUGACUAUAACCAAGCUUCAAGGCCUGCGGCUGGAGGGGGUUAUGGUGCAGCACCUUCACUUAACACCCACGCUGAGGAACCUCUUGCCGGAUAUGGUGCCCCUACUAGACCACAAGCUUCGUCGACUCCAAGCUAUAAUCCUGCAGCCUAUGCUCAAGUAAGUGGCUAUCCCACACAGCCGCAACAGCCGCAACAACUGCAGCAGCAGCAGCCACAACCACAGAUACAACCUCUAAUCCAUCAACCGCAUCAGCAGCAACAACAGCAAUCUCCAACCCAAGCCCUUUAUAGCCCGGUAGCCCCACCAGUUUCAGAGCCUGCACCACCUUCUGUGUCUGCCGCCACCGUCCCACGGAAAGCUGCACCACCUGCCAACGACGCCGGUACUGGUCGACGUAUUGGCUUAGAUCAUUUCAACUUCUUGGCGGUUCUAGGGAAAGGUAACUUUGGUAAGGUCAUGUUGGCAGAGGCCAAACAAACAAAGCAGCUUUAUGCGAUUAAAGUUUUGAAAAAGGAAUUCAUCAUCGAAAAUGAUGAAGUCGAAAGUACUCGGUCCGAGAAAAGAGUAUUUCUCAUCGCGAACAAAGAGCGUCAUCCGUUCUUGCUCACCUUGCACGCGUGUUUUCAGACAGAGACUAGAGUCUACUUUGUAAUGGAAUACAUCAGUGGUGGCGAUCUGAUGUUACAUAUCCAGCGAGGACAGUUUGGAACCAAGCGAGCACAGUUCUACGCCGCUGAAGUAUGCCUAGCAUUGAAAUACUUUCACGAAAAUGGAGUUAUUUACCGUGAUUUGAAACUGGACAACAUUCUUUUGACCUUAGAUGGUCACAUUAAAAUUGCAGAUUAUGGUCUGUGUAAAGAAGAUAUGUGGUACGGGUCCACAACCAGCACUUUCUGUGGUACCCCUGAGUUUAUGGCGCCUGAAAUCUUGCUGGACAAGAAAUAUGGCCGGGCAGUCGACUGGUGGGCGUUUGGCGUUCUCAUCUAUCAAAUGUUGCUCCAACAAUCUCCAUUCCGAGGAGAAGACGAGGAUGAAAUUUACGAUGCCAUUCUUUCCGAUGAACCUUUGUACCCAAUUCAUAUGCCACGAGACUCAGUCUCGAUACUCCAAAAACUACUGCACCGAGAGCCUGAUCAGCGGCUCGGUAGUGGCCCAACAGAUGCUCAGGAGAUCAUGAACCAGCCCUUCUUCCGCAACAUCAAUUGGGAUGAUGUCCUUCACAAGAGACUUCCUCCUCCUUUCAAGCCCGAGAUUACCAGUGCCACAGACACCAGCAAUUUCGAUUCCGAAUUUACAAGCGUGACUCCAGUUCUAACACCAGUACAGUCAGUCUUAUCACAAGCCAUGCAGGAAGAAUUCCGUGGCUUCUCAUAUUCGGCCGACUUCGUUUGA